GAAAACAGCCAGCCAUUUAAUGUGAAACCAGAAAAUGGGUUAAAAAAAUCCGUUUUUGUCCCUCGCCUGCAGCACCCAGAAGUGAACAGCAGGCGACCCGGAAGGUUUGAAGUCCGACUGAGAGCGAGCAGAAAGAAGAGUCCAAUCCUGUAUAAAAUAUUUCUUCUCUCGCUGCUUCAGGAUGGCUGAACCUCGCUUUAACAAUCCCUAUUUCUGGCCUCCGCCUCCUGCCAUGCCCAGCCAGCUGGAUAACCUAGUCUUGAUCAAUAAAAUCAAGGAGCAGCUGAUGGCAGAGAAGAUCAGAGGGCCACAUCUGCCUUCUGCCUCAGCCCCCUCCUCCCAGCAGCCCUUACUACACAGCCAGGUGGAGAGCGGCCAGCACGGGAUGUCCAAAGCUCAGCAGAUGCCUGUUCUCCAUAGCCCAUCUCAGCCUGACAUCGCCCUGCACGCACGCCCUGCCUCCAGCUCCGUCACAGGUCGUAUUCUGGGGGAUGUCAAUUUGAAUCUAGAUGAUAAGGCAGCUAUCAAAGCCAGAGGAUUAUGGGAAGACUGGCAUCUGCGUCAACUGAUCGACCAUCCCGCCAGGACGAACCAUGUCUCAGGUGUGGCGCUGGCAUCCAGAACAGGCAACCUCAACACCUCAGAGAUCAUCACCCCUACCACCCCCACCUCAAGCAGCCACAGUCGGCUGGGCGGAGCCCCCACACCUCACCUCAUCUCAGGGUUAGCCUGCAGCCACGGGAUGGAGCCUGGAAAAAACAACGGAGGCCUGGUGGGACUCCUCGGCCCUCCUCCAAAGGAGGAACGAGGGAGAAAGAAGAUUAAAGCAGAGAACGGGUCUUCACUGUUGGUGGUGCCCUACCCGAUACUAGCCUCAGGCCACGACCAGUCCUGUGUCUCCAUCACCACCAAAGAAGGGAAAACCUACAGGUGUAAAAUGUGUCCGCUGACCUUCUUCUCCAAGUCAGACAUGCAGAUUCACUCUAAAACCCACACCGAGGCGAAGGCUCACAAGUGUCCUCACUGCACCAAAUCCUUCGCUAACGCAUCUUACCUGGCCCAGCACCUGCGCAUACACCUUGGCCUCAAACCUUACCGCUGCUCGUACUGCGAGAGGUGUUUCCGACAGCUCUCCCAUCUGCAGCAGCACACCAGAAUCCACACAGGUGAGCGCCCUUAUAAAUGUGCCCAUCCUGGAUGUGAAAAAGCUUUUACUCAGUUGUCUAAUCUGCAGUCUCACCAGCGGCAGCACAACAAGGACAAGCCCUUCAAAUGUUCCAACUGUUACCGUGCCUACUCAGACUCUGCUUCGCUGCAGAUCCACCUGUCUGCACAUGCCAUCAAAAACGCCAAGGCCUACUGCUGCAGCAUGUGCGGUCGGGCAUACACCUCAGAGACAUACCUUAUGAAGCACAUGUCCAAACACACACUGGUGGAACAUGUUGUGUCCCAUCACUCCCCUCUGCACAGGACAGAGUCUCCCACCAUCCCUAUAAGGAUCUCUCUCAUCUGAGCUCCUCAUUUGAAACGAUCCCUGUGAUAUCUGUGCUCCUUCGACGGACUUUGAACCCACAGACAUGAACCUUUAAGUGUGCCAGAUUGUUCAAGCAUCUUGUGAAGAGGUGCUCAUGUCAUGAGUAUUUCCUCUGUUUCUUUCUUGCUGACCAGAAAGUAUUACCGGGGACAUCCAAAGAUGACUUUUCAGCACUUUCAGGCCUGGAAGGAAAGACAGGCCUUAAAAUGUCUUUUUCUACGUGACUUCACAGGAAGAAAAAAAAAAAAAAAAAAGUAUCGCUCUGGGCAGCUACAUGGAAAAUCUUUUCAAACUUAUUUUGUGUUAAAAUGGAUUAACUUGUUUUUAAUAUGUUUUUUUUUUCUUCAGUUAAGUUUUUUCAAAAAAAAAAAAAAAAAAAAAAAGCUUCAGAGAUGGUCUUCCGUUAGCUGGGCUACCGAGUGAACGUAAAGGUGAAUGCUUAUAUAAAGUUAAGUCAUGUAAAAUGUGCUACUCUAUGUCUGUGUUUGCGAUGUUUCACCAGUUAUGUGGCUAUAAUGCACACAUAAAUAAUGAGUCAACAUUUUUGUUACUGUCAUCCUCACCAAGUUUCCAGCAUCCCCCCUGACCUCACAAUGAAGAUGGAUCCACCUAUUUUCUUUUACAAUAUGUUUUGAAUUAUUCUCAAGUAUUCCUCAAAAUAAACCCUGACCUAUUGAUACUGUUAUAAAAAGUGUUUUUAUAAAAAGAAAUCCUCACCGAAAAUCUAAAUUGAGUGAGAUUCUUCUUUCGUGUACUUGAAACAAUAUGUUUUUGUAAUAUUCACUUAAAAUACCAAAAUAUAAUAUGUAUUUACAAAUUCUCCAGUGUUCUUUUUUUUGAUUAUUCUGAAAUAGUUUGUUUUGGUCUCUACUGCACCUGUGCAAAUAAAUAUUCAUAAGACUGACAUUUAAGAGUCACUGAGCCGCACAAACAGAUGUGUUACCUUUCUGGAAAUCUUCAUGGGUUUUGCUUUUCACCAUUAAUGUCUUAACUGAACAAUCAUGCUUCUUUGAAUAUGUCCAUUUUCCUUUUGUUUUCUGAGUGAACACUUGCCAUUAUAUGCAUUUAAGCCUUAACUUUGUUCCAACUCUUGGGUCCAGGUUGUUUUGUUAGCACUUUUCAGUUGCCCUUGAUGUUAUUAUAGCAUGAUAUAUAUCCUGUAAAUAAACUAUGUUAGCUGUUGAACUGUUUUAUAAUAAAUAAUUCUAUUAUUACAAGAAAA
Molecule: messenger RNA, 2756 nt
Organism: Labrus bergylta (ballan wrasse)
Lineage: Eukaryota; Metazoa; Chordata; Actinopteri; Labriformes; Labridae
Gene: znf362a
Product: zinc finger protein 362a
Biological process (GO): regulation of transcription by RNA polymerase II
Molecular function (GO): DNA-binding transcription factor activity, RNA polymerase II-specific; RNA polymerase II cis-regulatory region sequence-specific DNA binding
Source: RefSeq, a predicted model, not a curated record